Molecule: messenger RNA, 2596 nt
Organism: Salvia splendens (bonfire salvia)
Lineage: Eukaryota; Viridiplantae; Streptophyta; Magnoliopsida; Lamiales; Lamiaceae
Product: DNA mismatch repair protein MSH5
Exons: 34
Coding region: 69-2489 (806 amino acids)
Biological process (GO): mismatch repair; chiasma assembly
Cellular component (GO): nucleus
Molecular function (GO): ATP binding; mismatched DNA binding; ATP-dependent DNA damage sensor activity
Source: RefSeq, a predicted model, not a curated record
UCUUCAACAGAUUUGAAAGUCUCUCUCUGUCUCUCUGCGCUUCAGUGUACGGAUUCAAGGUCGAAAUCAUGGAAGAGGUUGACGAAACAGAUGCCCUACCUCAGGUGUAUAUGGCAUGCAUCAUGCACGGUCGAAGAGUUGGAAUCUCUUAUUAUGAUUCCAGUAUAUGCCAUCUCCAUGUUAUGGAAUUUUGGGAAGAUGAGGAUGAAGAUUUUCCUAUGGUUGAGAUGGUAAAAUAUCAAGCUCAGCCUUGUGUUAUCUAUACCAGCACUAAGAGUGAAGAGUCCUUUUUGAAUGCUUUACAAAGCAAUGACGGAGAAACCGAAGCUCCAACAGUGAAGCUUGUGAAAAGUUCAUUAUUCACCUAUGAGCAAGCAUGGCACAGGCUAAUGUACCUGCGUGUUGCCGGAAUGGAUGAAGGAUUCAAUAUUAAGGAAAGGGUCUCUUUUCUCAGUUCAAUGAUGGACAUCCGAAGUGAUGUUCAAGUUCGUGUCAGUGGGGGACUUCUUGCCAUAUUAGAGAGUGAAAGGUUAAUAGACACCCUUGAGCAGAAAGAGUCUCUGAACCCAUCAAUUGCAAUAAAUUCCAUAUCUCAAAUUUCACUGCAAAAUUUCCUUAAAGUUGACUCCACUGCUCAUGAGGCACUACAAAUAUUUCAAACUGACAAGCAUCCCAGCCAUAUGGGCAUUGGUAGAUCUAAGGAAGGGUUCUCUGUAUACGGAAUGAUGAAUAAGUGUGUAACACCCAUGGGCAGACGUCUAUUAAGGAACUGGUUCCUGAGGCCAAUAGUGGACCUUGAAAAGCUUAAUGUUCGUCUUGAUACUAUAUCUUUCUUUGUUGGUGCUGAAGAAUUUAUGGUUUCCAUACGUCAGACCCUGAAGUCUGUGAAAGAUAUUCCUCACUUACUCAAGAAAAUCAACUCUCCGAGUUCUGUAUGUACAAAUAGUGAUUGGGCUACCUUUCUGAGGAGCAUAUGCUCUCUGCUGCACAUCAACAAGAUAUUUGAAGUAGGUAUCUCUGAAACACUCCAAGAGCAAUUGAAGUAUUUGAACUUGGACAUAAUUGAGAAGGCUGGUCUUCACAUCACUGCAGAUCUGGCCUACGUAUAUGAACUGGUUAUUGGAGUUAUAGAUCUAAAUCGAGGUAAAGAAAAGGGUUAUGAGACAAUAGUGAAAGACAACUUUUGUGGGGAGUUGGACGAGCUGAGGCAAAUUUAUGAGGAAUUGCCUGAAUUUCUUGAAGAGGUGUCAUCAUUGGAACUUGCACGUUUGCCUUAUAUGUCGGGGGAAAAAUUUAUUCCCUGUAUUGUUUAUAUACACCAAAUAGGCUACUUAAUGUGCCUUUUUGAAGAAAAACUUGAUGAUGAUGUUCUGGAGAAACUUCAGGAUUUUGAAUUUGCUUUCUCCGAUGAAGAUAAAGACUGCAAGAAAUUUUUUUAUCGCACUGCAAAGACAAGGGAAUUGGAUAACCUUCUUGGAGAUGUAUAUCACAAGAUUCUUGACAUGGAGAGAGCAAUUACCAGAGACCUCAUCACGCAUAUUCUUGAAUUCUAUGUUCCACUACUGAAAGCUGUUAAUUUUGCAGCUGAGCUUGAUUGCACUUUGUCAUUAGCAUUAGUUGCUCGUCAGAACAACUAUGCGAGGCCCAUUUUAACUUCUGAAAGCAUGAUUGACAUAAGAAAUGGAAGGCAUGUUUUGCAGGAAAUGACUGUCGAUACAUUUAUUCCCAAUGAUACAAUAAUUAUGGAUGAAGGAAGAAUCAGUAUCAUUACUGGGCCAAAUUAUUCUGGAAAAAGUGUCUACAUAAAACAGGUUGCCUUGAUUGUUUUCCUUUCCCAUAUUGGGAGUUUUGUACCAGCAGAUGCAGCAACAGUGGGUGUGACUGAUAGGAUAUUCUGUGCAAUGGGAAGCAAGUAUAUGACUGCUGAGCAAUCUACAUUUAUGAUUGAUCUCCAACAAAUAGGCAUGAUGUUGAGGCAUGCCAGUUCUCGAUCUUUGUGCCUGGUUGAUGAAUUCGGGAAAGGAACUCUUUCUGCAGAUGGCAUCGGUCUCCUCGGUGGAACCAUAAAUUAUUUUGCCUCAUAUGAUAACCCCCCAAAGGUUUUGCUCUCCACUCACUUAAGUGAGAUAUUUGAAGAUGGUUAUUUAGUGGAGUCAAGCAAGAUCAAGCAUUUCACUAUGAGUGUGCUGAGCCUAGCUGAAAAAUGCACAGACACCGACGACAUUGUGUUUCUAUACAGGUUGGUUCCCGGACGUGCACUUCUUAGCUAUGGGCUGCACUGCGCAUUACUUGCUGGUGUUUCUGAGAAAGUUGUAGAGAGAGCAGCACACCUACUUGUUUCAAUAGAGAAUAACAAGAAUGCUGAGAGACUUGUCAACGAGAGCAUAUCCGCGCAGGAUCAGCAGUAUCAGGAGGCUGUUAAGAAGUUGUUGGCAUUUGAUACUUCUAAUGGAGAUUUUAAGCUUUUCUUUGAAGAUAUAUUGCCUUAGAAACAUUACAAUCUUGGAUUGUCAGUUUCCAUGUGGCUUCAUUUUGGCAUAUUGUGUGGUGCUCGGUAAUUAUCAGUCUUUUGAGCAAAGAAAAGUUUUGGGAAUCA